Penicillium roqueforti is the source of this 1446-nucleotide messenger RNA. RefSeq names its product CENP-N/CHL4 family protein. The transcript has a single exon. Bases 1 to 1446 code for a protein of 481 amino acids. Lineage: Eukaryota; Fungi; Ascomycota; Eurotiomycetes; Eurotiales; Aspergillaceae. Gene Ontology annotation, biological process: CENP-A containing chromatin assembly; chromosome segregation. The record is from RefSeq and is a predicted model, not a curated record.
AUGGCGCGCCCUAAAACAGUUCGCGCCCCGACAACAGCCAGUCUUCCAAAUAACCUCCGCAUUCCCUCAUCGACCCCGUCCCUCACAAAAUCCCUGGGAAAGCUAUCCAGACAAGCACUACUAGAUCUGGCAUUUAUAUGGCUUGACGAUCGCAACAUCGCCUCAUUUCCACCAUACCUACAGACUGACGAAAAAGAUGGCCCCGACGAUGACGAAGCCCUCCCCUACCCCGCGGAGGAGACAAUCGAACAAGUCCGCCAAGUAUAUGAAGAUCUUCAGGACCGAAAGGGCGCAAAGCGCGAAGUGCUCGAACGAAUUCUGGAAGGCGAUUGGCGGCAUGGAAUCACACUACGCCAGCUGGCCAUGGCAGACCUCCGCUAUAUGGACGAUCACCCCGCCAGCCUUCGAUGGACCGCACUCGAGCUCAGUCGCAUUGAUACAAAGCGCAAGGUCUCCAAGAAACUACCGCCAACUGACUGGUCCAGUUCUGUACCGCGCAUGCAAGGGGCAACAUUUGUGCAAGGCCUCCAGCGAGAAAUCUCCCCAUUGGUCAAGGCUCACUAUCACCUCGCCCACUCGGCAACAUUGCCGCUGACAUUCUUACGUAUCUUUGUCCUUGACUCGCCAUAUCAAUCUCCUAGGCAGGCAGCCGACGUCUUUACUGAUUCGUCCCGAGUCAUCUAUGUCGCUUUCCCGGAUAGUUGCCCCUACGUCUACACUUCUAUAGCAGCAUCCACCGGAUCAAAGUCUGCUCCUUCGACAAGCUCGGUGGCUACUGAUACUCGAACUCUCCAGCGCCUGGUGCGUGAUUCCAUUCCCAAAGCUCUAUCUCGUCCGCAGGAACGAUUCUCUCUGCAAGCGACAUCACUGGCAGCAAAGAAUCUGCCCACACUCUUAGCCCUUCGCGGACCGGGACGAUCAACGGCGUCAAAUGGCGCCUUUAGCAUAUUUGCAGACGCAGCUAUUGAAGGAAGUCCUUUGGACCCUCGACCCUCCAAUACAGUCUCACCUGAAGAGCAUAUCCGAGCGGGUCAUUCUAGUCUAGCAGAAGGCAAAGAAAAUACCGAUGGCUUAUCGACCAAACGAAGAUCCAGCGGUGUUGAUACAGGUCCCCUCUCUCCGGAUUCGAAGAAACGUCGUCUGGCCAUCGAUUCCCGAUUCGGAACAUUGGGGUCAUCACUCGCCCAGGCACCGCUGGACCGUCUUGAUAUCCGGCUGCUUGACAAACCAGGCUCCAGUGAACAGCAGGAUGAUGAUAUUGACGACUCUACGUCCACGCCCGCCGUGUCACUCACUUUCUCCGGCUCCGACGUCAUCGCCGGGAUUCGCAAACUUGCUGAGCUAGGCAUCGUUAACCCUGAGCGUAUGCCGUCGUGGAUGACUGGAGAGGAAGGUGUUAGUGUUGCGACUGUUCGACUAGGCCAACGACUUCAAAAGGGUAUAUAA